Molecule: messenger RNA, 1422 nt
Organism: Lathyrus sativus (Indian pea)
Lineage: Eukaryota; Viridiplantae; Streptophyta; Magnoliopsida; Fabales; Fabaceae
Source: the annotation of a GenBank genome assembly
AUGCUUGAAGAAUCUAUCGAAAACAACCCAAGCCAUUCCAUAGAUGGUGUCCCUUCAGAACUUGAUCCUCAAUACUUCGACGACGAUGGCCGUCCUAAAAGAACAGGAACAAUUUGGACAACAAGCUCUCAUAUAAUAACAGCUGUGAUAGGAUCAGGAGUACUAUCUUUAGCAUGGGCUGUAGCACAAUUAGGUUGGAUUGCUGGUCCGAUCACGAUGAUCCUUUUCAGCUUGGUCACUAUGUAUACUUCAUCAAUGAUGGCGGAAUGUUAUCGUUAUGGCGAUCCCAUUUUUGGAAAGAGAAGCUAUACAUUUGUCGAUGCAGUCCGCAACAUUCUUGGCGGGUUACAGUGCAAAUUUUGUGGAAUAAUUCAGUACUUAUAUCUGUAUGGCAGUGCAGUAGGAUACUCAAUUGCAGCUCCCAUUAGCAUAAUGGAAAUAAUAAAAUCUAGGUGUCUCCAUAAAUCAGGAGGAAAGGAUCCAUGUCGCAUUUCAACGAACCCAUACAUGAUGGGAUUUGGAAUUUUACAAAUUUUCGUUUCUCAAAUUCCAGAGUUUCAUGAAACAUGGUGGCUCUCAGUAAUAGCAGCAGUUAUGUCUUUCAUAUAUUCCAUAAUCGGUGUCUUUCUCGUAACUGUUCAAGUUGCAGCAAACGGUACCGUCAAGGGUACUCUCACGGGAGGUGGCGCUGAAAUUGUGUCAACAACAGGAAGAGUAUGGCGAAUUUUCCAAGCUAUUGGCAACAUAGCAUUUGCUUAUUCAUACUCUCAAAUUCUCAUUGAAAUUCAGGACACCAUAAAAAAUCCACCAUCUGAAGUAAAAACAAUGAAGGCGGCGACAGUUUUAAGUGUUAUUGUGACUACAUCAUUUUAUAUGCUUUGUGGUUUAAUGGGCUAUGCUGCAUUUGGAGAACAAGCACCAGGGAACUUGCUCACUGGAUUUAGUAUGUUCAAUCCAUCUUGGGUCAUCGAUGCAGCAAAUGCCGCCGUUGUAAUCCACCUUGUUGGAGCAUACCAAGUAUAUUCUCAACCUGUCUUUGCCUUCAUAGAGAAAGGGGCAGCAAAAAGAUGGCCCCAAACAAAAGUGGAACACAAAAUUUUUAGUGGUUACAAUCUAAAUCUAUUUAGAAUAGUUUGGAGGACAAUAUUUGUGAUUGUAACUACUUUUGUUGCAAUGUUGAUUCCUUUCUUCAAUGAUGUUAUGGGAUUUCUUGGAGCAGUGGGGUUUUGGCCUUUAUCAGUUUUUUUUCCGGUGGAGAUGUAUAUUGUGCAGAGGCAGAUCCCAAAAUGGAGUUCUAAAUGGAUUUGGUUGGAAAUCAUAAGUCUUUUAUGCCUUAUCGCAUCAGCUAUGGCUGCUAUUGGCUCAAUCGCCAGUAUUUUGAGGAACCUAAAGACUUUCAAGACAUUCAACUCAGAAUAUUAA